AUGAUGCGUACUGACUCUGCAGCAACUCGAAUAUCCCAUAUAGGGCUUGUGGCCCGUAGUCCAGAGGGCCACGCUGCCAAGACAAUGCAAAUUAAGGGCCACGAGGAUCAAUGGGUAGACAUACAAGCUCAUACAUUUAAAAACUGGGUUAACGAGCACGUGUCUCCAUCAAAUCGAGUAGAAGACCUAGCAGAAGAUUUGAAAGAUGGGCGUGUUCUGUGCGAAUUAGUUGAAAACUUACAGAAUAAGAAGAUACUAACGUGGACUUAUAAUCCUGGAAAUCGACAUCAGAUGUUAGAAAAUGUGUCAAAAGCUCUGAUGGCUAUAGCAGAUGAUGGUGUGAAGCUCGUUAACAUUGGAAAUGAAGAUAUAGUUAAUGGAAACCUGAAAUUAAUAUUAGGCCUUAUUUGGUCAUUGAUUGUUCGUUAUCAAAUCGGGCGGUCGAAAUUUCCACCUAAAAAGCUCAUGUUAGCUUGGCUUAAGUCAGUAUUGCCAGAAUGCCGUGUGAAUAAUUUUACCACAGACUGGAACUCAGGAAUAUGCCUCUCUUCUUUAUUGGAUUAUUGUGAACCAGGAUUAUUUCCCCAUUGGAAAAAUUUAGAUAGUAAUGAUAGCGUGAAUAACUGUCGUCGUGCUAUGGAAUUAGCUCGAGAUCGGUUUAAUAUACCCAUGGUACUGGAACCCGAAUAUUUAGCUUCACCUUAUUUAGACGAACUGUCUGGUAUGACUUAUUUGUCUUAUUUCAUGAAAGAAAAAAGUCCUGGUACUAAAGCUACUCUAAAUUGGGUCAACAGUCAGUUAAAAACACAUACUGUAUCUAAUUUCACUACCGACUGGAAAGAUGGCAUUGUUUUAUGUGAAUUGACUAAAUCCCUUGGUGUUCCUGUCAAGUAUCAAAAAUAUGACGACCCGGAUGUCUGGGAGUCUAACUUAAAUGCUGGAAUGAAUGCUGGUAAAAAAUUAGGAAUUGAACCCUUAUUAAAAGCAAAAGACGUAUCUAGUCUUAAUGCUUCACAUCUGGGUAUGAUGUCUUAUGUUUCCAACUUCCAAUGGGUAAAACCACGAACUCGACCAUCACACACCGUACGUGCCCAUAGUGACACGCAUACUACCAGAGUGUACAAACCAACUAACUUUAAAGUAACAUUUUUGGAUUCAGAAGUAGAUCCAAAUGAUGUGACAGUAGAAAUAAUUGGACCGGAACUCAAUACUAUACCGUGUAAUUUAAAUUUAAAAUCCAACGGAGGCACAUGCACGUUCGUGCCACUCAUAAUUGGAAUGUAUAAGGUUACGAUUUUUAAUGGCGAUGAGGUAAUACAAGGGUGCCCAAUAUUUAUACGAGCUAUGCCCGAAGUAUCUGAAAUAAAACACUCUGGUAUGGAACCAUGUGCAGUUGGAUCGAUUGUUGAAGUGCAGAUAAAUUGUAAUGGAGCUAAAGCUCAAAAUAUUCAAGUGUUAGCCAUGAGUCCAGAUGGUCGAGAAUUAGAAUGCCCUGUAAAAGAAUCAGGAGACGCGUACCGAACUACGUUCCAACCAGAUGAACCCGGGGAAUGGACCAUAGCAGUGAAACACCGAGGACAGUUAAUUCAGGGUAGUCCUUAUACAUGUUUUGUAUUCGAUCCAAAUGGCAUAAAAUUACUUGGCUUGGAUAGACCAGCUAUUGCAGGAAGUAUAGUUAAUUGGACUUUAGAUGCCAGAGGAACUGGUGGUUUGGGGAAAAUAGAAAUUGAUAUUGUUCAUGAUAAACAAUCACUUCCUCAUACAAUUGACCAUUUAGGAAAUUCCAUUUAUAAUGUUUCUCUUCAUACAAGAAGACCUGGAAAAUACAAAAUUUAUAUUUAUUUUAAUGGAGCAACUGUUAAAGGAAGUCCAUUUCCUUUGAGAGUUGGUACAAAAGAAGAUAUAAAGCGGCAUAAAAAUAUAACACCUACUAAAUUAGUCAAUGGAAACAACUCUUCGGCUUUCAAUGACUUUAAUUCAUCUAAUGAAUACCAUAAAAUCGGGUUGCUUAGACCUAUUUCACCUUUGCAAUCACCAAAAUUCACUUCUUCUCCUAUCAAUCAUCAUAGCAAUGUAUAUAAAUCAACUAAUUUAUCGGAAUCUGGAUUUCAUAGCAUUUCAUCUCCUUUACAUUUAAAUAUUCCUAGUUCGCUUUCUCCAAACAAUAAUUAUAUUUCACCAAAAAGUGCUUUAUCUCCAUCGAAGUCAAAAAAUAAUGAUAUAGUUUUUGGGGAAAAUAUGCAACUAAUGCCAAUAAAUAGACCUUCAACUAUUUAUAUAAAUUCUGAUGAAGUACUCGCUAAUAUUAAUGUUGCAGUCAUUGGCCCAUCCAAUAAGAUGAUUCCUGUUAGACUGUCUAGGAAUAUUGCCCAGGGUCAUAUUUUGGCACAAUUUACAGCUGAACAAAUUGGAGAACACUCGAUUGAUGUAAAAAUUAAUGGUACUAAAGUUACUGGUUCUCCAUUCAGGAGUCAUGCUUAUGACGUAAAUGCCAUUAAAGUUGGACACAUACCAAAUGGAAUUGUUGGAGAACCAGUUGAAUUUGAGAUUGAUGGAUCCGGAGCAGGGUCAGGAAAUUUAGAAAUUCUUGUAAAUGGAGGACAUGUUACUAGUUUUGUCCGAAAUUUGGGCAAUCAAAAAUUCUUGGCAUCAUUUGUCCCACAUAAAGCACUCGUUCAUCUAGUUGAUAUGAAAUUCAAUAAUGAACAAGUACCAGGGAGUCCCUGGGAAGUAACAAUCAUGAGUGGAGGAUCAUAUAGUCCGAAAUUGAGUAUUCUUGGUGAUGCUGUAAAAUUGGUGCCUGUUGAUUCAGUAGCAAUAUUUCAAAUAAGUGCUAUUGGUUUUCAUCGAGAUGAUGUACAAGUUAAUAUACUAAGUCCAACAAAACGAAAUAUCCAAGCCAAAAUCAUUAAUGAAGGAGGAAAUGGAAUAUUUAGGAUAGAAUUCAUUGUAGUUGAAGUGGGAACACAUUUAGUUGAUGUUAGUGUUGCUGGUCAUAAACUUGGAACUGGUACAUUAUUAGCUAAAGGAUAUAAUUCUGCUCUGAUUAGGGUGACUGAUGUUUCUGAUGCUGUUGUUGGCCAGCCAUGUCAAUUCAGAGUUGAUGCUAGUGAUGCAGGCGAAGGUCAAUUGGAAAUAUCAAUUAAUGAAGGGGAAGUACCAAAUCAUGUGACUGUAGUUGGAGGUGGAAGAUGUUUAGUAUCUUUUACUCCCGAACAUGUAAAACCUCACAUGAUUGACAUAAAAUUUAAUAGUGAAACUGUGAUAGGCUGUCCAUUUGUGUGCUCAGUAUCUGACACUAGUCGUGUGUCAGUUAAUUUAUCUCGUUUGGAGUUGAUACCCGUUAAUCAAGUUGCGAAAUUUCAUAUGAUGGUUGAUAAUUCAGCUUCAGCUGAGUUAUCUGUGUCUGUUACUGGCCCCCACACUGAACUUCCAGUUAAAGUCACAGGAAAUGUAAAUAUAGGGUUUACUGCUGAGUUUACACCACUGCAAGUUGGAGCUCACUCAAUUUCAGUUGAAUAUAAUGGACAUGCUGUUAAUGGUACUCCUUAUGUAGCUAAAGCUUAUGACUCUAGCAAAGUUAUAGUUGGACAUGUACCUAAAGGUCAUGUUGGAAAUACAUUUCAAUUCACUGUUGAUGCCAGUGAAGCAGGUGAAGGUAAUUUAGAAAUCACUAUAUCAGCUAGAGGAGCAAAUAUUCCCACUCAAGUACAUCCACAAGGCAACGCUAAAUUUGCUGUUAGUUUUUUACCACUUCAGCCUACUGAUCAUGUUAUUACUAUACAUUUUAAUAAGGAACCAGUCCCAGGGUCUCCUUUUAUUGCUCAUGUUGAGGGAGAUUUGCCAUUAGUCAGUGGCUCUUCACUGACUAGUGCUCCUGUCUCAACAACUUCUCAUUUCACUAUGAGCAAUGUAUCUGGAUCGCUGGACGACAUUGAAGUUAAUGUUGAGGGUCCUAACGGGUCGGCUGUUCCCGCCCAAGUAAAAGAAUCUGGUUCACAGUCAUAUAAAAUUGAAUUUUGUCCGAAAAUUGUUGGUGAACAUAAAAUUGCUGUUAGUUAUCUUCGUACUCCAGUAGCAGGAUCUCCAUUUAGUUGUAAAGUGUAUGAUAUCAAAGCCAUUAAAGUAAAAUCGGUGCCCAAAGGCACUGUUGGACAACAAGUCACUUUUGUUGUUGAAACAAGUCAAGCUGGUCCAGGAAAUUUAGAAGUUACAGUUAAUGGUGGCCGAGUACCAACUUCUGCCCAAGCCCAAGGCCCACACACUUAUGCGAUAUCAUUUACACCUCGUCAACCAACUUUACAUACAGUACACUUACGUUUUAACAAUCAUGAUGUACCAGGCUCACCAUUCACAUGUUCUGUUUCUGAAGCUGCUAGAGUUGUUGUUUGGUCAGCUACUGAAGAUAAAGUUGCUGUCGGUAAAAUAGCAUCAUUUGCUGUUCAGUGUGAAAGUAGUCCUGAAGUGCAAGUUCUUGCACCUCUUAGACAUUCUUUACCAGUAACUGUUAUUCCAGCUACUCAAUCAUCAACUCAUAAUGUUCAAUUCACUCCUAUCGAUGUUGGUGAUCAUAGUGUUGAAGUUAAAGUAGAUGGCAUACAUGUUGAAGGCAGUCCAUUUUUAGUUAAAGCAUAUGAUGCUUCUAAAGUUCGUGUCACAGACAUCAACACUGGUUUUGUAGGAAAACCGGUCAAUUUCAAUAUUAAUGCAAGUGAAGCUGGUGCUGGUAAUUUAGAAAUUAUUGUAUCAGUGAAUGGAGUCAAUGUUCCAAACUAUGUUCAAUCUGAAGGAAAUGCUAAGUUUCGAGUUAAUUUUAAACCUCGUGAUGCUGCUCCCCAUAGUCUUAGCGUACGUUUCAAUGGUGAACCUAUUCCUGGAUCUCCAUUGACGUGCAGAGUAUUGGAUAUUGAUCAAGUUGCUGUAAACGGUACUGGUGUUCGAUAUUGUGCCAUAAAAAAAACUGCAGACAUAAAAAUUGAAAGCCCAGAUAUAUCAAAUGAUACAAAUUUUAAAGUUAAUGUUUUUUCACCAUCUGGAAAAUCUGUUGAUGUUAAGACAAGUAUCAUGGCCAAUGUCAUUGGAGCUUACUAUACACCAAAUGAAAUUGGAAGACAUAUGGUAGAAGUUUUCAUAGAAGAACAACCAGUGGAUGGUAGCCCAUUUGCAUGUAAUGUGUAUAAUAUAAAUAACAUUAAAGUUACAGGUCUUGAUAAUGCUAAAGCUGGUAAACCAGUUACCUUCAGCGUAGAUGCUACAGAAGCAGGAGAAGGCACAUUAGAAUUGGUCGUUAGUAGUCAAAGAGGUACAGUCAAAGCAGAGGUAGUUGCUUGUUCUAGAGGAUUAUAUGAUGUUACAUUUGUUCCACAUAAUCCAAUACCGCAUUUUGUUAAUAUAACAUUUAAUGACGAAAUAGUACCAGGAAGCCCAUACAGUUGUAACGUCGUGGAUUUAAAUGGAGUUAAAAAAGGAGUAUCCAGUUCAUUAAUCACGGCAUAUGGUGAAGGAUUACAACGAGUGAAACUUGGUUACCCAGCACGUUUUGACAUCAAUCCACACAUUGCUGAUCAUGGAUCAAUAAGUGUUUUAAUAAAAGAUCCUGAUAAUAAGACCAUACCUGUUAAUUUACACAAACAUGAAAGUGGACUGUAUCGAGUAAUUUACCGUCCAUCAAUAGUUGGUGUUUAUAUGGUUACAAUAAUGCAUCGAAAUCAACCAAUUACCAAACAUCCUUGGAAAGUUCAAGUUAUAGAUUCUGAGUUAGUAAUUGUUAGUGGUCUCAAUGAAGCAAUCUGCAAUAAACCUACAUCAUUUAAAGUUGAUACAAGGAAUGCUGGUAAAGGAGAGUUAUCUAUAGUAAUUAAAGCAGCUGGCCGUGAUGUAAAACUUAAAUCUUCAGAUGUAGAGUCCAAUGGUAUCUACCAAGUAGCAUAUCAGCCUAUUAUACCUGUACCUCAUUACGUUCAUGUGAAAUAUAACAAUUUUAAUGUAAAUGGGUCGCCAUUUGUGGUUAACGUGCGAGAACAAAAUCCAUCCACAUCAGCUGAACUUCGAGCUGUUGGUUUAGGACUUUACCAAGGUAUUUCUAACAAAAUGUCUACAUUUAUAAUUGACAGUGCUGGUAAAUCCAGCCAUGAAUUUGAUGUUGUUAUUACUGGAAUGCAACAUACUGCUGUACCCGCACAAUGUUAUCAACAUAAAAAUGGUAUGAAUUUAAUUGUUGAAUUCACACCUCCUAAAGUUGGACAAUAUAAUAUUGAUGUCACACAUUUUGGUAAACAUUUGAAAGGAUCACCGUUUACAAGUUAUGUGUAUGAUGCCAGUAAUGUAAAAAUUGACAACCUUCCUGAAAAGUAUAGUGCUGUUGUUCAUAAGCCAGUAUCAUUUAAAUUAUCAAGAAAAAAUGCUGGAUUGGCUGAUUUUACUGUUACUUGUCUUGGACCCGAAAAUGAAGAUGUUCCAGUUGAUUUAAAAUUUUUCAGUGAAAAUGUUGAUGUUGUUCAAAUUUAUCCUACAAUACCAGGAGAUUUUAUUUUUAACAUUCUUUAUGGAAAAGAUCAUAUUAAAGAAUCUCCAUUAAAAGUACAUGUAUCAGACCCGGGAAUUCCUCGAGCAUGGGGUUCUGGUCUAGUUAAAGCUCUUAAAGAUGUUCCAACAAAAUUCUAUGUCUCUGCACUGGGAACAUCUUACCAUACUGUCCCUGUUGUUACUGUCCGCAAUGGAGCUGAAAUGGUGCCAGUUACAAUUAAUCAAUCUUCUAAUGGCCAUGAAGGAGAUUAUGAAGUUUCAUUUACGCCAAAUCAUAUUGGCUUUUGUGAUAUAAAUAUUAUUUGGAAUGGAAAGCAUGUCAGUGAAUCUCCUUACAGCUGUACCGUAGUUGAUUUGACUAAGGUAUUGACAAUUGGUGAAUCAAAUUUAAAUAGCCGUCUUGUACUUGGUGUAAAUGCUCCUACAACUUUAGCAUUUGAUACUUCAAUCGCCGGACCUGGUGAAUUAGAAGGCCAUUUAGAAAGUCAAGGAGGUACAAUUGUUCCAAUAAUAAUAGAUCAUUCUGGCGACAAUGUUAAAUGUGUAUUAACACCCCAUGUAUCUGGUCCCCAUGCUCUCUAUUUGAAUUUUGCUGGAAUGCCAUUGCCUGGUUCACCAUAUCCUGCUUUAGUUGAGAGUGGUGCUGCUGGCGUAAGAGUAAUCUUAGCUGGAAGUGGCUUAACAACUGCUACUUGUGGUCAGCGUGCAGAAUUUACAAUUGAUGGAACUCAAGCCGGACCAGGAAAUCCUGUAGUUACCUUAGCUGGUUCUAGACAUGAAAUACCAGUUAAUGUUGAAAAGACUGGUGAUAAUUUGUACAGUGCAAAUUAUACUCCUGUAAGUCCUGGAGCUUAUUUAUUAAAUGUGCUUUGGGGUCACAGGCAAGUAAAAGGCUGUCCUUUAAAGAUUAAUGUUACCGGUGUUUGUGAUGCUAGCAAAGUUUUAUGUACUGGUGAUGGUCUAGGUAUUGGGACUGUUGGAAAAGAUAUUAGAAGUUUUAUUGAUACAAGAAGAGCCGGUCCUGGGGAAUUAAGUGCACACUGUAUAGGACCUCAUAAAGUAGCUUAUUGUGAACUUUACGACCAUGGAGAUGGCACUUUCACAUUAAAUGUAAAACCUCAAGAAUCAGGCCGACAUACAUUGACUGUUAAAUAUGCUGGUGAAGAUGUACCUGGAAGUCCCUUUACAGUCCGUGUUAGUGGUGCACCAGAUGCUAGUAAAGUACGUGUGUAUGGACCUGGAAUUGAACACGGUGUAUUAGCAAUUUUUCAAAGUAGAUUUAUCUGCGAUACUCGUGGAGCUGGUGCUGGGCAGUUAACUGUCAGGGUUAGAGGACCAAAAGGUGCAUUUCGUGUUGAAAUGCAACGUGAAAACCAAAAAGAUCGAACUAUAUUAUGUAAAUUUGAUCCGACUGAGCCGGGGGAUUACAGAGUUGAAGUAAAAUGGGCUGGAGAACAUGUUCCCGGUUCACCAUUCAUGGUUAUGAUAUUUGAUACUCAAGAAGAACUUAACAGAUUCUUACAGGGCAACCAUUCACCGGCAAAUUCUGAUCUGUAUAGUAGUGUUAAUUACUCAUCAAGUUAUGCUCAUAUUACACCUUAA
Molecule: messenger RNA, 8127 nt
Organism: Sipha flava (yellow sugarcane aphid)
Lineage: Eukaryota; Metazoa; Arthropoda; Insecta; Hemiptera; Aphididae
Gene: jbug
Product: filamin-A
Exons: 44
Coding region: 1-8127 (2708 amino acids)
Biological process (GO): actin cytoskeleton organization
Molecular function (GO): actin filament binding
Source: RefSeq, a predicted model, not a curated record